Molecule: messenger RNA, 747 nt
Organism: Gongylonema pulchrum
Lineage: Eukaryota; Metazoa; Nematoda; Chromadorea; Rhabditida; Gongylonematidae
Source: the annotation of a GenBank genome assembly
AUGAAAUUUGCAAACGACGACAAAUAUUUGUGGUUUCAAUUUGCCCUGACACUGUUAUGCCAUGGACGAUAUGUGCGAGCAUCGCGAAUUUUGUCGCAGUGCCUAGCUAUCGAGCGACAUGACGAUACAGUAAGUCAUGCCGAAGCAGCGAUGAAAUUAUGUGAAGGGAAUUGGCUCUCCGGACGAUGUGUCUUAUUAAAAGCUAUUGCAUUAAGUGUAAAGGCCGAAACGAUAGUUCGAUACAGCGAACGAAAGGAGAUGCAGCUGGAAGCAAUAAAACUAUUCGAAAAAGCAGCAUCCAUAGAUCCGCAUGAUGAUUUGGCGCAUUACUACUGUGCUCGUCAGCAUGCCAUCGCACGUGAUUUACAAGCAGCGCGUGACUGGUGCGAAAGGACCCUGGAACUGAAUCCGGAGAUGCCUUCUGCUGUAAUGCUUCUUGCGCUAAUAUUUACCGCCCAGAAGGAUUACAAAGGAGCACUUGAGUUGAUCAUCGAUGCAUUGGAUGAUUUCCCGAGCAGUUAUCCGCUGUUUCCAAAGUUGAUUGUUGCAGGUCGUGUUGAUGAAGCAUUAUCAACAUCACAGCGUUUAUUAUAUUUCUGGAAACGACGACAGCCGAGUCCUCUUGAAGAAUCGAGCGCGCAAAUUUCUCGAACUGGUACUGGUAUUUUGCCUGCUUAUAUUCAAAAUAUUUUGUUUUUUUCCCAAGUCCCUAGUGUCUGUGAUUUUUGGUUUUCUUGCAGCCAGUGA